This is a messenger RNA of Patiria miniata (bat star), 4070 nucleotides long. RefSeq names its product tigger transposable element-derived protein 4-like. Gene Ontology annotation, molecular function: zinc ion binding; DNA binding. NCBI's taxonomy places the organism in Eukaryota, Metazoa, Echinodermata, Asteroidea, Valvatida, Asterinidae. The record is from RefSeq and is a predicted model, not a curated record. Gene Ontology annotation, cellular component: nucleus. The transcript is spliced from 6 exons. Bases 119 to 2203 code for a protein of 694 amino acids.
GGUCCUAUUUAAGAGCAAGGUUCCUUGCUCUAUGGGAGGAUUCCUCUAUGGUCCUACGGAACAUUUUGCCUGUGUGUCAAACUCGUUUUCAAUCAGUGAGUUUUGUUAACUCGUAAUCAUGUCUGAGAGUGAAAGAACCAGCUCUUCGACAAAAUCAAAGCAAUGCGGUCAGUGUGGACCAUGCCAGCUUGUGAGCGACUGUGGAAAAUGUCAUUUCUGUCUGGAUAUGAAGAAAUACGGUGGCCAGCGCAAACUGAGAAAGAAGUGUCUGUUGAAACAUUGCAUCAGAUUGGCCAGGAUUCCUCCUCCAAAUGUUGAUGUCAGCUUAGUGGAUCACUUUGGCUACACAACAAGACAUGAGAAAGAACCAGAGAAGCGCCAGCAAUCCCAGCAGGAGCCCACCAUGGAUGAGCCACAACCCAAGCGAGUCUGCUUCCCAGCAGCUGAGGAGGACUUGCCCCAUGGUAAGACUACAAGUGCCAAAUCAGCGACAGUGGAGAAAACAGCCACACAAAUCAAGGCGUUGUCAAUUGCUGAGAAGGUUCAACUCAUCACAGAAGUUGAAAACCGCGACUUGAAAAGCAAGACCAACCUCGCUAAGGAAUGGGGAAUUUCCACAUCCUCACUGUUUGCAAUCAUGGCGAAUGAGAGAAUGGUAAUGGAGCAGUUCCAAAGCCAGUCUGUCGCUCCAGACAGAAAGCGCAUGAGUCAGACAACAACCAGAGAGGUGAAGACCUUGCCAAUUGCUGAGAAGGUCAAACUUAUCAAAGAAGUUGAGAACUGCGGCUCGAAAAACAAGAUCGACAUCGCUAAGGAAUGGGGAAUUCCCACAUCCACAUUGUAUACAGUCAUUAAGGCAAAAGGAAAGGUGAUGAAGCAGUUCAGGUGCUUUCAGGUGGAAGAAGCUGUCCUGACUUGGUGCAAGGGUGCACAUGCCAUGAAUGUUGUAGUGUCAGGGCAGAUGUUUCAAGAAAAGGCAAUAUCCCUUGCCAAGAAGUUGGGCCAUCCUAACUUCAAAUGCAGCGAUGGGUGGUUGGAUCAUUUUAAAACGCGACACAACAUCACCUUCCGUGUGGUUGCUAGAGCAGGUACUGCCGAACUAUCAGAAGUAACGGAAAAUUGGUGGGAAACCUGCCUGCAUCAAGUCCUGGCAGCCUACAAACCACGGGAUAUUUUUAGUGCCGAUGAGACCGGCAUUUUUUACAGCCUUCUUCCUGACCGCUCGCUCACAUUCAAGGGGAAGGCCUACAAUGUUGGUAAGAGAGGCGAACAACGCCUGACUGCCAUGGUGUGCACCAACAUGGACGGAAGCGAGAAACUGCCCCUGCUUGUCAUUGGCAAGUCAAAGAAGCCACAAUGUUUUACAAACGUAAAUUCACUACCAAUGCAGUAUGAGGCAAACAAAACAGCAUGGAUGACGCCUGACAUAUUUGAAGCAUGGGCUCGUAACGUCGACAAACUGUACCAAAAGAAAAAGCGAAAGAUCGCUAUAAUCGUUGACAAGUGUCCUGCACAUCCCCGCAACACUGAUUUCAAGAGCAUCAAUCUGGUCUUCCGUCCCACUAUCACGACAGCCAAACUCCAGCCCAUGAAACAUGGUGUCAUUCAAAACCUGAAAACACACUACCGCCGCCUACUCAUCACAUCACUCCUUGUAGCAGUGGACAGGAAGGAGGAGUACAACCCCACCGUGUUGGAUGCUAUGAUUCUCCUCAAGAAAGCCUGGAAAAUGGUCGAAGAAACCACCAUCGCCCACUGCUUUAAACGUGCUGACUUUCGUAAAAAGAAAGCCACUGCCCGGAACACUGAAACAGCUGAGCCUGAUGCUGACAUCAACUCCGCCACUCAAGACAAGGACCUCUUUGAUCAACUGAGAGAAGCCGGGAUGGAUAUUCCGCAGGAAAUAACACUCAAAUCUUACGCCGCAGUUGACGCAGAUGUGCGAUGCACCAUGGGGCUCGCCGACGAAGCCAUCCUAGAUGCGUUAUCCUCCAGCAUAGCAGAAGUUAACAAUGUUGAAGAUGAAAAUGAAUCCCCAACCCCCCGCUCGGCUGUCUCUAUUGCAGAAGCCAUGCAAUACCUGGACAAGUUGCAAGACUUUGCUGUGCAGAAUUAUCACACUGAGGGCAUGUUAGACGCCAUCUGUGACAUCGAACAAGUCAUUGGUCGCGUUCGAAAAGAAACGGCAACACAAAAAACUUAAGGAUCACAAACUUUCUUGCAAGCACUAUACAGCUGGGACCCUGAGACUUUCCUUUUUCAAGCCCACACGGCCAGGGUUCGACCUUAACUUUUUUUCACUAGCCAGCCGGGAUACUGAAACAGACUCUUAACUAGCCCGCCGGCAUUUUGACUAGUCCACAUACAUGUUUUUCUUUGAUAGUGUCUCAUAAACAAUGUGUUUACAUGAAAAGAAAAAGUGAUCCUGAGGCAAUCUUGUCACUGUUCUUAAUAAACAGAUUAAAUAAUUUAACCUUAAACAGUUAAUGAAAUAGACACACAAAUUGAUACAGAUUUGCUUGUUUUUUUCUUCCUGUCCUUUCAUCUUUGCCAUAUCCCAAUAAUUUUUGACUCGCAAGCCAGGCUACGUAAAACCCUAGCCCCCCUAAGGGUUCCUCAGGACUACCCUGCUAAAUCCAACAGGGUCCAAUUGUUACUUCCUGCUCAAUCCAACAGAAUCCAACUGUGCCAAAGUUUUAGUGUUCUGCUGGAUCCAACCAUAGAGCUAGGACCCAAGGAGUCGGAACUCUUGGGCGAUUUACAUUUUGACCAUUAACAUUCCAAUCCCUCGGGAAUGUCCAUAGCUACAGCACUGUGACCACAAGCCUGGGCCAUUCAUUGCGUGCAUGCAAGCGGCCUUUGAACACGAUGAUCGUCGCCGCCUUUUUAGUUGGUAACCAACAACCUCCCUGUAUGCUGCAUAAUAAGUCAUGUCACGUCGCUGCUCUUUUUUGAAAAAUAUAUUUGAACACAAAAUAGGUUUUAACAACUGCGCAGUUGUUAGAUGUGAGUUAUUAAUUCAAGUUAUCGAUGUGAAGUUGUUGGUCCUUGAAAGCGCUAUCUGUCCCUGUAAUUUGAAGAUAAAUUGGAUUUUAUCAGAUAAGUUAUGUCUUUUCGGACAUUUUAAUUGGCAAUAUGUGAUUUAUGAAAUGUGAUUUUUGGGGAAAUUUCACAAGUUUUCAUACUAAAAGUAUAUAGAGCAUUUUGUUUGUCAUGAAAUGAUUGUUUCAGCGAUGUUAACCACAUUGAUAUACAGUAUCAUUCAACUGCGAACAAACACUUCAAACUCAUUCAUUUUUGGCGAUGUAUGACAACUUCGCAUGCGUAUCUACCAUGGUACUGUCUACAAAGCAAAGCAAACUCUUCUAGCAUUAGUGAGCGCGGUAUUUAAUGUGUAGAGAUUAGUGUAGUGAGCGACUGAGCAAGCUGGCCACCGUGCAGGUGCUUUCUAUUGUUGCUUCGAGCGCGGCGACCAUCGUUUUACUUUUGAAGUCUUCGAGUUCGAACUCCUUGGGCCCGAGCUCUAUGAUCCAACAGAGUCCAACUUGGCGUUAUUUAACCCAACAGAAUCCGACUCUGAAUAUGCACGUGUACAUUUGUACAAGGGGUUUACUGCUCAAUAUAACAUGUUCCAACGGGUUUAUGAUAUAGUUGGAUCCUGUUGGAUUCAGCAGGGUCAGGGUAAUAGUUUGACUAGCCAUCCGCUGAUUUAAUAAGCAUUUGGCUAGUAGGCUACCGUUUAGGUCGAACCCUGCACACGGUCUUGCGCGCUGAGCUUUAAGCUCCAUUGUGUGGCCAAAUCAGACUUGAACUGAUGUCAGGAUUGUUUUUUUAAAGUUCUGAGGUCUGUAAGGUUCACUCUUAAAUUGUAUUUUUUCUUCACAAGCCUGCCAGACUAGUGGUGCUUUAUCUAGUCAGUGGGCCUUUUUAAUGGAAUUCUUAAUGUUUCGUACCAGAAUGUUACAAGGAACAAUAUGCAGGCAUAUCAUGUACAAGUUUAUCCUGAGGCAGUCUGGGUAGAGUUUUCAACAAACAUCCGAGAAAAGCGAAAUAAAACAGACAGAAAACGA